AUGGCUUUGACCAAUGAUCCCUGUUAUUCCAUUGUGGAUAUACGUCUUCUCCUUGAAUACCAUGACUCUUACUCAUCUGUCCUUCUGUACUUCAAUUUUGUGAUGUCCAUUAUCACCUGCCUGGUGGGAUUGGUAGGAAAUGCAGUUGUCAUCUGUUUUCUUGGAUUUAUCAUGAAGAAACCCAAGUCUAGAUACUGGUUUCUGAAUUUGUCCAUUGCUGAUUUCUUCUUUCUCCUGACCUUACCGCUCCAGGCCAUCUCAGAUCUUAAAGGCACCUGGACAUUUGGGCCGCACAUGUGUAAACUUUCUAUCUUCUGUUUAUUUGCUAAUAUGUAUGCUAGUAUUCUCAUUCUUAUUGGCCUAAAUAUAGCCAGAGUAUUGUCUGUAGCACAACCAAUGUUUCACCACAAAUUCAUCUCCCAACAUGUUUCUUUUUGGGUCUGUAUCUUAAUCUGGUUUAUUGCAAUACUUUUUAGCCUCCCUGUGAUCUACUAUAGUGGUGAAAUGAACAUUGGAGAAAUCAUAAUAUGUAACCACUUAUACUCUAAGAAUUUUAGCUCUGUAAUAGUCAACAAUGGGUACAAUGCGAGUAGUAAGAACACUACAAGGGGCAACUUUAUCUCUGACAUCUAUACCAAGUUAAACCCCUACAUUGAACAAUGCUCAUCAGAUACCUGUUGUGGUGGUGAGGAGACUCUCGAUUCAUGGAACCAUAUGAUGUUUACAUCAAAGCGGAUUUCCAUACCUUUUCUUAUCAUUGGAUAUUUUAUUCCCCUUGGCAUUGUAAUAAUCUGCAAUAUAACUAUAGCUGUUCAUGUGAGAAAAUCCAAGACUGUUAACCCCCACAGACUCUAUCAGGUCGUACUUGUGAUCAUCAUGAUGUUUUUUAUAACAUGGACUCCAGCAGUCAUAGCAGAAAUUAUGUUAUUUAUCGCUAUUCACAAUAUGAACCUCAUAACCAUGUUCAAUGUCUUUAGUUUAAUGCCCCUGUUUAACAACUUUAUUUAUGCAAAUAGCUGUUUAAACCCUAUUGUGUAUGUAUUGACUGGUGGGCAAAUACGAUCAGGACUUUCUGAUUUCAUCAAUAGCAUCAGAAAUAAGUACAUAUGA
Molecule: messenger RNA, 1110 nt
Organism: Hyla sarda
Lineage: Eukaryota; Metazoa; Chordata; Amphibia; Anura; Hylidae
Product: C3a anaphylatoxin chemotactic receptor-like
Exons: 1
Coding region: 1-1110 (369 amino acids)
Biological process (GO): positive regulation of cytosolic calcium ion concentration; complement receptor mediated signaling pathway; phospholipase C-activating G protein-coupled receptor signaling pathway
Cellular component (GO): plasma membrane
Molecular function (GO): complement receptor activity; G protein-coupled receptor activity
Source: RefSeq, a predicted model, not a curated record